AUGCUCCGCUUGGCAGCAAGCCAGCGUCUGUUCCUAGCAGUAGACACGGAGAAGCGUCGGCAGCUGUCCCUGGAGCGGCGCCACCGCAGCGACCUCGAGAAAGAGGUGGAGACCCUGCGCUCGCAAGUUGCACUGCUGAUGCAACGAGGCCCCUACAUCGCAGUCUGGAAGCUGGUUGCAGCAAAGUUUGCUUUGAUGUCGCUGCCUGCCCACCUUGAAAUGACCCGAAGACAGCUUUCCGAUCCGCCUGGUGGAACUUCGACCAUCAACUUUCGUUUCCUUGAAAUCUCAGAGACGCGAAGUGGCCGCGGACUCGCUGCCAGUCGCGACAUUUCCAAGGGCGAGGUUGUCUUCCGCUGUGCCCCCGUGGUGGCUGUGCUACACGACUGGGCGCUGGCAAAGUAUUGCAGUCGCUGCCUGAAAGCCGUCGGCGCUGACGGCACCCGCUGUCCUCGAUGCCGCGCCGUGACAUUCUGCAAAGCCUGUCGGCAACUGACGGCUGCGAAGCUGCAGCACAGGAGUGAAUGCCAAGCCCUGCGACGGCUCCGCAGCGACCGGCCACUCCGUCGCAAGCUCCACUUGAAGAAAGGCCAGGGCAAAGACGCCACCAGCAUGAUGCGGCUGGCCCUGCGUCUUCUGAGCGUGCGGCGGAGAAGCCUCUAUGGGCACAGGUCCCUUCCACUUCUCAGCGAUGAGGAAGGCGGUGGUGGCUGGGUUCCAGCGGAGGACGAGGACGUGAUCCACGACUCUUGGGAGGACGUAGAGAUGCUGACACCCUCUGAAGAAGACCUGGAUGCCAUGGUUGAGUCCCUGCCCGGCUCGCGCGGGCAGCAACUCGAAGGCGGCGCAAAUGCCGUGCGCCUCCUCUUCACCGCCCGCCGCGACGAGAUCUACCACUUGCUAUGCAGAAUCGCCUUCAAUGCCAUGGCUCUGGUCCCGGAGGGGCCCCUUCGAUCCGGAACGCGCUGGCGAGAGAAAGGAAUCGCGCUCUACCCUUCCGGCGCCAUGGCUAACCACUCGUGCGAUCCUUCGUGCCUUUGGUUUGUCCGUGAUGGCGUCCUCGUUCUCGAGGCGCAGCGCCGGGUACGACGCGGCGGCGAGCUCACAAUCGCGUACUUGUCCAUCACUGGCAACCGAGAGGCGCCGGCAUUCUGGCUGUUCCGUGUGCAUUCUGCCACCUUGUGGAACUUGGAGCCUCCCGUGGAAACUUUCGCUAAGAAGUACCAGCAUCGACAGGCCGUGCAGCCCGACGGUGCUGCAGCAGAGGUCCUCCAAUGGAAGCGCUUGGCCUCGAAACGCGAGCAGCAGCUUCAACGGGAGGAGCGUGAAGAGCAGACGGGAAAGAUUACGCAGGUUGAGUAUUCCAACGCAGAUGCUCUCGAGGGCUUCCAGAGCAAUCGAAGGACUCGGCAAGCGCUGAUGCGGGACCACUAUGGCAGCUUUCGGUUGGGAGGUGUGGCAGACACCUCCUAG
Molecule: messenger RNA, 1473 nt
Organism: Symbiodinium sp. CCMP2592
Lineage: Eukaryota; Dinophyceae; Suessiales; Symbiodiniaceae
Source: the annotation of a GenBank genome assembly